This is a messenger RNA of Cheilinus undulatus (humphead wrasse), 6436 nucleotides long. It is a transcript of the gene npepps, whose product is annotated as aminopeptidase puromycin sensitive. Lineage: Eukaryota; Metazoa; Chordata; Actinopteri; Labriformes; Labridae. The transcript is spliced from 23 exons. Bases 78 to 2879 code for a protein of 933 amino acids. The record is from RefSeq and is a predicted model, not a curated record. Gene Ontology annotation, cellular component: cytoplasm. Gene Ontology annotation, biological process: proteolysis; peptide catabolic process. Gene Ontology annotation, molecular function: peptide binding; zinc ion binding; metalloaminopeptidase activity.
ACGCUGCUUAACUUGAGUUGUUUGGGCUGUCUACGAGGACAGAAGUGUAGCUGGCAGUGCUGAGAGGGUUUCCGUUGAUGUUGUUGCUCCUGGGCCGCAGGGUUCCGCUGUCAUCCGUACACAGACUCAUUACCUGCUGUCCAUCCUCAGUACCGAGGCCCCCGGUAGUCAGCUCAGUCCUCCUCAGACUCAGAGCCACCACCACAGUCACCAACAGCUCCGUCUUCGUUAGCGCAGCCGGCCAAAACACAGCAACCAUGCCCGAAAGGAGGCCCUUCGUACGGUUACCGACUGACGUUUACCCCGUCAACUACGGCUUAUGUCUGAAGCCCGACCUCAUCGACUUCACUUUCGAGGGCAAGCUGGAGGCGCUGGUGGAGGUUACACAAGCCACAAAUCAGAUUGUGAUGAACUGUGCGGACAUCGAUAUCAUCACAGCUUCCUUUUCACCACAGGGAGGAGAAGAAAUUAACGCCACAGGAUUCAACUAUCAGAACGAGGAUGAAAAAGUCACACUGUCGUUUCCUAGCGCUCUACAGAAAGGCUCCGGCACGUUGAAGAUAGACUUCGUUGGAGAGUUGAACGACAAAAUGAAGGGAUUCUAUAGAAGUAAAUACACAACCUCUGCUGGAGAGAUCCGCUACGCUGCUGUCACACAGUUCGAGGCCACGGAUGCUCGCAGAGCUUUCCCGUGUUGGGACGAGCCAGCUAUCAAAGCCACCUUUGACAUCACGCUGAUAGUCCCCAAGGACCGGGUCGCCUUGUCAAAUAUGAAUGUCAUUGAUCGAAAGCCAUAUCCAGAGGACGAAAACCUUGUGGAAGUGAAGUUUGCCACCACACCCAUCAUGUCCACAUACCUUGUAGCUUUUGUCAUUGGUGAAUACGAUUAUGUUGAGAGCCAAUCAUCAGACGGUAUAAUGGUACGCGUCUAUACACCCGUUGGGAAGGCAGAACAAGGGAAAUUUGCACUGGAGGUUGCAACGAAGACUUUACCUUUCUACAAAGACUACUUCAGUGUUCCUUAUCCAUUGCCUAAAAUUGAUCUCAUAGCUAUUGCUGAUUUUGCUGCUGGUGCCAUGGAAAACUGGGGCCUUGUUACUUACAGGGAGACCGCUCUUCUCAUCGACCCCAAGAACUCCUGCUCUUCCUCCAGGCAGUGGGUGGCGCUGGUGGUCGGACACGAACUGGCCCACCAGUGGUUUGGGAACUUGGUCACCAUGGAAUGGUGGACCCAUCUGUGGCUAAACGAGGGGUUUGCGUCCUGGAUCGAGUAUCUGUGCGUGGAUCACUGCUUCCCAGAGUACGACAUCUGGACACAGUUCGUCUCAGCAGACUACACCAGAGCUCUGGACCUGGACGCACUGGACAGCAGCCACCCCAUAGAGGUGAACGUGGGCCACCCCUCAGAGGUCGAUGAGAUCUUCGACGCCAUCUCCUACAGCAAAGGAGCAUCUGUGAUCCGCAUGCUUCACAACUACAUCGGAGAUGAGGAUUUUAGGAAAGGAAUGAACGCAUAUCUUUUGAAGUUCCAACAUAAAAACGCUUCGACAGAGGACCUAUGGGACUGUCUGGAACAGGCCAGUGGGAAACCCAUCGCUGCUGUGAUGGGCUCUUGGACCAAGCAGAUGGGCUUCCCAAUUAUCGUGGUGGACCAGGAGCAGCAAGGUGACGACCGCAUCCUUAAGAUCUCUCAGAAGAAGUUCUGUGCCAGUGGACCUCACAAUGGUGAGGAUUGUCCCAGCUGGAUGGUCCCUAUUAGUAUCUGUACCAGCGAGGACCCGAAAUGCACCAAGCUCAAGGUUCUGCUGGACAGACCAGAGACCACCAUCACUAUCAACGGGGUUGGCUCAGACCAGUGGGUCAAGAUCAACCCCGGCACCGUGGGCUUCUAUCGUAUCCAGUACAGCUCGUCCAUGCUGGAGAGUCUGCUGCCGGGCGUCAGAGACCUCAGCCUGCAGCCCGUGGACCGGCUGGGCCUGCAGAACGACCUCUUCUCCCUGUCUCGUGCAGGGAUGAUCAGCACGGUGGAGGUGCUGAAGCUGAUGGAGGCAUUCGUCAACGAGCCAAACUACACGGUGUGGAGCGACCUCAGCUGUAACCUGGGAGUUCUGUCCUCAUUGCUGUCCCACACCGACUUCCACGAGGAGAUCCAGGAGUUUAUCAGAGACCUGUUCACCCCCAUCGGCCUGGAGCUCGGCUGGGACAGCAAACCAGGGGAAGGUCACCUGGACGCCCUGCUCAGAGGUCUGGUACUGGGGAAGCUUGGUAAGGCAGGACACAAACCCACGCUUGAGGAGGCCCGGCGGAGAUUCAGGGACCAUGUGGAUGGCAAACAGGUUCUCCCUGCAGACCUCAGGAGCCCGGUGUAUUUAACAGUCCUGAAGCAUGGAGACAGCACCACAUUGGAUACAAUGCUAAAGCUCCACAAACAGGCCGACAUGCAGGAGGAGAAGAACCGCAUCGAAAGAGUGCUUGGCGCCAUCUCUGCCCCUGACCUCAUCCAGAAAGUCCUCACCUUCGCCCUCUCGGAAGAGGUCCGUCCCCAGGACACAGUGUCGGUAAUCGGGGGCGUGGCAGGAAGUAGUAAACAAGGCCGGAAGGCUGCCUGGAAGUUUGUCAAAGAUAACUGGGAGGAGCUUUACAACCGCUACCAGGGCGGCUUCCUCAUAUCACGGCUCAUCAAGCUCACAGUCGACGGAUUUGCCAUCGAUAAAAUGGCGGCUGAAGUAAAGAGUUUCUUCGAGAGUCAUCCAGCGCCGGCGGCUGAGCGUACGGUUCAGCAGUGCUGCGAGAACAUCCUCCUCAACGCCGCCUGGCUGAAGCGCGACGCAGACGACAUCCACCAGUAUCUACUGCAGCGCAAAGCUCCCCCCGUCUGAGCCACCGCUCCCCCACUGCCCCGCCUCCUCCAGCCCCCUUCCCCCCUCCCUCCAGCGCGGACCUCCCAGCAUCAUAGCUGCCUCGGCCCCCCCUCGACACGGAGCAGAGCGGGAGAGCAGAGCGUACUUUACAGCUUCAUUUCUCUACAGAAACUGUCCAAAAACACGGCGGCACAGCCAAGAUUCCCGGAGCUUUGGAAACUCAGAGAGACUGUCUGGACGUUAACGAAGCCGAUCAUCUUAGUCAGACCAGGAAUGUAGUUUUAGCCCCACUCUGCCCUCCAGUAAGGUUACCGAGCAUCCACGCUAACGCUGCUUCACCCGCCCCGUAUGCACUCCUCGUCCAUCUCUGCGCUGUAGCUGAGAAAACUGUGAAUCUUCUCCAUCCUCCUCUUUUCUUCUACUGCCUAAAUUUAAAAUGCAUGAAGCGUGAUUUUUCUGCAUUUGCUGCUUUGUUUACUUCUGUUUGUUUUCUGCACAAACAAAUCAUUUGUUAAUAAUUUGUUAUUUUUGAUUCUUUUUCCCUCCCUUCUCUCAUUUAGGCUGGCUACACACUUGAGAACUAAAACGUUUAAAAAACCUGUGAAACCAGAGGCAAAAAGGACAAACCUAACCAAGCUUUAACACAGUAGUCCUGUGAUUGUACACCAGAGGAUUUAGACACCAUGCUCCUGUUCCUAGUGAUGGUUUCACAGAUUCCUCAGACAGAUCUCUCAGAAACACAGGAUUAAACCUGACUCCAGACAAAAACAAACUUAGAGGAUGUUUGACGUCAGCUGUCUGGGCUUUUUGUGGCAGAAAACAUUAAAAAAGAGAGAAAAUAGUGAAAUCCUGGCUAAGAUGGUAUAGUCACAGUAGUUUGCACCGCCAUGUUUGUGAGGUGUAAAAGUGAACAACAUCUGGCUGCUGAUGUUUCUUUGCCUGUUGCUCUCGCUGGCUUCUGUUGGGAAAAGCCUGACCUAACCUGACCCCGUCAGCGUUUUUAACGGCCAACAGAGUUUUAGUUUGAAAUGAGAAAUUUAAAAUCAAGAAACAAAACAGAAAAAAACAAACCUGCCCUUGACCUUUUCAGUCAGUCUCUAUUAAACUGGGAUUCAAGAAAAUAAACCAUUUUACUUUAUUUGUUUUUGUUAUAUUUUUCAUAUUCAUUUUCCAAAAUAAAGGAAUAAACAAAAAAAAUGUUUUUCCAUCUUGCUUUUUGUGUUUUGAUCAUUAAAGGAAAAUCAAAAAACAGAACUCUGGUGAUGUAACAUUCUUUCCUACUGUGUGUGUGACCUGCUGCAGGUGUUCUUGGGAAAAAAAGAAUGUUACAUCAGCAGGAUUCUUUGAUUUGAUGUCUUUUAUUAGAACACAAAAACAAAAAGAUGAAAAAUUAACUGUUUCUCUUUUCCACAGUUCUUUUUGGGAAAACUGAGAAAUUAGAUUUUUAUUUUAUUUUUAUUUAUCGCAUUGCUUUUAGGUUCUGAUCAGAGAACAAAAUACUGGUGAUGUAACAUUCUUUUUUCCUUGCCAGUGACCUGCUGCAGAGGUCACGAAAUAAAAGGAUGUUACAUCACCAAUGUUCUAUUCUUUUAUCAGACACAAAAAAUAAGAUGGAGAAACAGUUUCUAAAUGUUUCAUAUUCCAAUAAGAAUUAGUAAAAAAAGAUAAACAGUUCAUUUUUCAUCUUAUAAUAUUUUUGACACAUAAAUGUAUAUUAUCGUAUUAAACUGAGAAUAAAAAAAUGAAUAACAAAGGAAAACAUUCUUUCUUUUCUGUUUUUUGUUUUCCUUUUAUCCCACCAAAUAAAAACACGCUAAGGAAAAAUUGUUAAUUUUUCAUCAACAAAGGAAGAUAAAAAAGUAAACAGGUGGGGUAACAUUCUUUUCUUUUUUCAGAAUACCUGCAGCAUGUCACAUACGAGAAAAUAGAAUGUUACAUCACCAGUGUUCUGUUCUUUGAUCUUCCUUUUUUGAUCAGAACACAAAAACAAUGACAUAAUUUUCUUUUGGAACAGAAAGCCAAACUGAAAACCAUUAAUGGUUUUGUUUGAAUUUUUAAAACGUUCUUAUGUAAUAAGAACUUUUAAGAAAAGGCAUGUUUCCAUGAUUUUUUUAUUUCUUUCCAAAUUUAAAAUCCGUUGGCCGUAAAAUGCUCUGACCAAUCAGGCCACGUUUUCCUGAUGAUUGAGGGUAAUUUGGCCCUGAAAUGGUCCAGUAUGUCGCCAGCCUCAGCGUUCACACCCCCUCCCCCUCCUUCCUCUUUUUUGGGCGUUGUGAUUGGGUGACAGCCGGCGGCGUGCGGGCAGGCUGGGGUUAAAAGCGGUAGCGUGUGUUUGUGGUAGUUUCCAACAGCACUGAUUCUCCAUUUGCUAAUAAACGGUUAGGAUGAGGCGAGCAGCGCUAGCAUGGUACUACAUUGUAAACUGUAUAAUGCAAGCAUUUUUUGCGGACAAUGUUCCUUUUAAAAAGAGAAAAGUUCAUGGUUUCCUGUCUCCCCUCCCUCCUCCCUCUCAAGUUUGUAAAGUUUGAAUCGACAUAUUUAAACCCCCUCGUUUUCUUUCUCACUGAAAUGAAGAUAUCAGCGUGUUUUAUAAGACAUCAGAUGCAGUGAUUUAUUUAAAUGUUGAGAUAAUCUUAUAUUCUGAGGAGAGAAGAAAAAAAAAAAAAAAGAUCACAACACUACUUCUUCGGGGCCUUUUAUUCUGAAAUUACAUCAGGAAACGCCUCUCAAUUAGGGCCGAGGCCCGGUGCGGACUUUGUGUGGACGUGGCAGAUCGACUCCGCUGUCAAACCUUUGGAAGCCUUAAAUCGGUCGACCGGUUUGCAGUUCCUGUUGAAACACUGAAGAGAUCGUAGGUGGCUUCCACAUGCCGUCAGAUGUAUCUAAUGUGACAGAUUAUGCAGACUUGUUGAGCGAGUAUAUCUAUUAUAGAAUUUACAAUUUGAUGUGGUUUUUGAAAACAUACCGACCAAGUCAUCCAAGCUGUUGUCGAGACUCUUCCCCCCGUCCUGGAACAUUUGUUGUUGGGUUUUUUUCUGUUUGUUUUCUUUUAUUUUGUUUAAACUCCAGUUGGUGUUCAUUAAAGUGAUAAAGGAUGAUAAAAACACAAAGAAACCAUGUGAAAUCCGUAGCGGUGAGAGUGAGUGUGCAUGCCUGGAAACAGAUCUGUAUUCAUUUAGAAUUAUCUCACAGGCAACAGGAUGAUCAUACAAACGGUUAAAGCGGCCCUGACACCGAUCUGUCUGUGUGUAAAUGUAAAUACGACAGCCGAGCUCCACCUAAAGAGAAUUAAACAUGGUGACGGGUAGACGACUGCAGAGAGAAAAGCUAAAUGUCUUUAUGCUUUCAUAAGUGUCUGUAGAGUAUCGUCAGGCAGCGUUUGGCCGCUAGAUUCAUGUGUGGACUGUGCAGACGUUCAUGUUUUCAUGUCUUUUUCUAAUGAAUCUGAGUUUAGCUCAACAUGUGGGAUGUUUCUGUGGCUCUGGUUUAAAGAUCUGUCACACAGGACAGCUUUGACUUCACCGAUGCCAAGGCAAACGUAAAUAUGCAGUCCAAUAAAGUCACACUUGAUGAUA